UUUAACACGUCCAAAGACUAAAAGAAUAGAAAACGCGGCGUUUUGAGUUGUGCGUCGUGCUGUCAAAUAAACUGGACACUGAUGAGCAGGACAAGACUCAGAAGGAAACGUAUGGCUGUAAACAUAUGCCACUCUUUACCUUCUCAGCUUUGUUCUUCCAUUUCUACUCGUAGAGUUUUAGCUCCAAAGUCCUCAAAGGCUCUCAUAACUUGCUCAGCCAAACCACUAUCCUCUCACAUGGAAUCACGAGGAAAGUUUCUGGAAUUCCCUUACGUUUCUGCGCCGAUCAGAACUCUCAUGAUUGAUCUCGUAUCGACGGUCGAAAAUCGCCUUGGCUCGCAGCUGCUUCCUUGCACUCUACCACCUAAUGUACAGUAUUACGAGAACCAGAGUGGUAACGCCCAAGCCUCUAUGCACAUCAGAUCAGGCCUCGACUCCUCUUCGAUUGAUUUCAUUCUGGGAAGUUGGAUACACUGUGAGUUGCCAACAGGAGCAUUGAACAUAUCAAGCCUUUCAACCUAUUUAAACUCUUCUACUGAUGCGCCAAAUUUCUUAAUUGAGCUUAUACAGAGUAGCCCUACAUCUUUAGUCCUCAUCCUUGAUUUGCCCCCUCGAAAGGAUCUUGUUCUAGACCCGGACUACCUUCACACCUUCUAUGAAAGCACAAAGCUGGACACAUAUCGACAAAUGCUUGAGAAAGUCCCUGAGGUUAGACCAUACUACUCACCAACACUCUACAUACGCUGUGCUGUCUCUCCAACAGCAGUUAUGGUGCGCAUAGAAACAGAGUCAGAAGAAUCAGCACGCAUUGAGGAAAUUGUAACAAGUUAUGUGGAUCCUAUUGCUAAGGAACUGCUGGGAAUAUGGUUGAAUCAGUGUGCUUGUGGUGAAAGAGAAGUUGGGGAGACAGAGAGAGCUUAUUUGGAAGAGAGGGAUAGGGUAAAUAGGAGCAAGACCAUUGAGAUUGAUCUGGUGUCAAGCUUCCCAAGGUUAUUUGGGCAAGAAGUAGCAGAUCGGGUAACAAGUGUUUAUACAGGGUUAUCUAGGAAAGAUAAACCAAGAGGCCGUCCACAUGAGUUACCACAUCAGAAGAAGCAAGAGAUUAAGGAAGCAUUUGAGCUGUUUGACACUGAUGGCUCAGGCACUAUUGAUGCCAAAGAGCUGAAUGUUGCCAUGAGGGCUCUUGGUUUUGAGAUGAAUGAAGAGCAAAUCAAUCAAAUGAUUGCAUCUGUUGACAAGGAUGGCAGUGGUGCAAUUGAAUUUGAUGAAUUUGUGCAAAUGAUGACAGCUAAGAUUGGUGAAAGAGACUCCAAGGAAGAGCUCAUGAAAGCAUUUUACAUCAUUGACCAAGAUAACAAUGGAAAGAUAUCAGUUGAAGACAUUAGGCGGAUUGCAAAGGAUCUGGGUGAGAACUUCACUGAACGAGAGAUAAAUGAGAUGGUUGAGGAAGCAGACAAAGACCAUGAUGGAGAGGUGAGCGUUGAUGAGUUUAUGAGGAUGAUGAGGACAACUACAUAGAGGUACUAAAGCUCUGCAGAAUGUUGAGAAAGGAUCAUGCUGUAGCUGUAGUAUAUUUGUCUAAAUUAAAAAAUAUAUAUAUUGUGCUCUAGACAAAUAAUGUUCAUUUUUUAUAGUGGUUUGAUUUUAAGUCUGUAGCAAAUUAUUUAUUACUAAUUAUAAUGGUUGGAGUUGGACAUUA
Mangifera indica (mango) is the source of this 1699-nucleotide messenger RNA. Its product is annotated as caltractin-like. Gene Ontology annotation, cellular component: chloroplast; centrosome; centriole. The transcript is spliced from 8 exons. Gene Ontology annotation, molecular function: red chlorophyll catabolite reductase activity; calcium ion binding. Bases 82 to 1518 code for a protein of 478 amino acids. NCBI's taxonomy places the organism in Eukaryota, Viridiplantae, Streptophyta, Magnoliopsida, Sapindales, Anacardiaceae. Gene Ontology annotation, biological process: centriole replication; chlorophyll catabolic process; mitotic cell cycle. The record is from RefSeq and is a predicted model, not a curated record.